AUGGGUGUUAAUUCAAAGUUGGAACAUAUUUCAUUAUUUUGUGAAAAAUAUCCACAAAUUGCAAAUUGUCUUAUGCUCGUUUAUCUUGAUUUAACUCUGGUUAAAUCAUGGUUCGAAGUUAAUGUUGAAGAGGUUGAACAAUUACAAAGAUGUAUUAUAAAGGGAAAACAAAAUCAAGAAUCAAUGUAUGAAAUAAUUUUACCUUGUUCAUCAGCGGAAGAAUGGUCAAUUGAUCGUUUAGCAUCACCCUCAAUAGAAGAGAUUGUGGCAGCAGAUCCAAUGAACUCACAUAAUAAGAAACCAUCAUCAUCGUUAUCAUCACCACCUUAUCUUCCUUCAAUGUCAUAUGCCAUAGUUUCAAAUGAUGGAGGUAUUUCAUUCGUAAAAUCACCUUCAUCAUCGAAAAUAGAAAACGCAUCAACCCUAGCAAAUAAAAGUUAUGGGAUUAAACGUUGGGUAUUAGGAAAAAUAGGAUUGAAUAAAAAUAUAAAAAGAGAAUAA
Molecule: messenger RNA, 501 nt
Organism: Entrophospora sp. SA101
Lineage: Eukaryota; Fungi; Glomeromycota; Glomeromycetes; Entrophosporales; Entrophosporaceae
Source: the annotation of a GenBank genome assembly